AUGGAGCCACCACUCCGCCGCCGCCGCCGACCAGCCUUAUCAUGCCUUGAGUGUCGGCGCCGCAAGAUCAAGUGCGAUCGAAGCAACCCCUGUACCCCUUGUGUAUCUGCAAAAGCCCGGUGCGCUUAUAAGCUCUAUACCCAUAAGCCACCUGCCAUUCCGCAGCCCCUUCGCGAUACCAGCUCCCGGGGCGAGACGUCAAGCCCGCAAUCCUGCGCACCCUCGGCUUUAGCGGCGCAAGCGCAACAGAUAAGUACCAACGGAUUCGCCGCAGAGCCUGUUCACUACCCACCCGUGGCGGAUGCUUUGAACCAAAGCCAUGUCCCACCGUCGGAGUGUGUCCAGGUGGUAGCAGUAGAGCCUAAUCUCCGGGGCCCCUUGCAACGGGCACAGAAGCUAGAAGAGUCCGCAAGGUCCCGUGACAACAACAAUGGCAACCCUGCUUCCUCUGCGGCUGUUCAGGACAUACUCGCCCAUCCGUCGUCGCAGAACUCGCAGAUCAUCCUGAACAAAACGAGGGUGUUGGGAUGGAGUCUCCGGAUAGGUAUUACUCAAGAGUUCCGGCCCAUCAUGACCUGCUACACCACGGCCCUAAACAGUACCAAGGACGCCGCAAACCAAGACACCACCGAGCUCGGGGCUCUAUUCAACCAAAUCGGCGCCCUGCUUCAAAAAUGCAAGAACAUCGCCCGAGCGAUCAAGGUAGUCCGGCCUAGCAGGUGUCUCCUAUAUCCCGAGUUCGACCUCGCGCCGCCUCCCCGUGCGGUGGCCGACGCGAUGGUGAACCUGUACUUCCAAUUCUUCGAGUCGGCGUACCGGAUCCUUCACGUGCCGACGUUUUGGUCCGAGUAUCGCCGGUACUGGGAUAACCCCGAGAGCGCUACGACGAGUCUACGUCUGCAGAUCCUGCUGGUUAUCGGCAUAGGGUCGAGUUUGUCCGAGCAGGGUCAUGCAGAUACAGCUGCUGCUGGGUUCCGAAAUAGCGUUCAUCGGUGGAUAUACGCGGCCCAGGCGUGGGUGGGCGGGCCGAUGGAAAAGGACCGCCUGACCAUCAGCGGGCUGCAGAUCCACUGCUUGACCGUUCUCGCCCGGCAGAUCUUCUCGGUCGGCGGCGAUCUGGUGUGGAUGUCCAUCGGGUCGCUGAUCCACUGCGCGAUGCAAAUGGGGCUGCACCGCGACCCGAAGCACCUGCCCUCCAUGUCCGUGGUGCAAGCGGAGCUUCGGCGGAGGCUGUGGGCGACCAUCCUCGAGAUGGUGGUCCAGUCGUCCCUGGACACGGCCAUGCCGCCCCGGAUAUCCUUUGAAGAGUUCGACACCGCCGCGCCGGCGAACAACAACGACGACGAGCUAGACGAUGCAACCACGACGCCGCCUCCGCCGCACCCCAAGAAUAUCUACACAGCAGCUUCAAUGCAACUGCUUCUGCUAGAAUCUCUGCCAACCCGCAUCCGCGUCCUGCACCUCCUCAACGGCCUCCGCUCCUCGCUCUCAUACACGGACGUCCUCGCCCUCAGCGCCGAGAUCACCGAGGCCUGUCGCACAGGCACCCGCUUCGUGCUCACGAGCACGCAGCAGUCCGGUGGCGGCGCGGCGCCCUUCCACAGGCGCAUGCUUGAGUACCUGGUGCGGCGGUUCCUGAUCCCGCUGCACAGCCCCUUCGCGACCAAGGCGCGCGAGAACCCGCUGUUCUACUACUCGCACAAGGCGAGCCUCGACGCUGCUAUGGCUAUGAUCUCCUCUUCCUCCUUGGUGCCCAACGCCGACAACGACAAGGAGGACGCCUUCUCGCGCCUCAUCUUCGCCGGCGGCGGCAUGUUCCGCGAAGUCUUCCGGUACGCAUCGACCGUCGUCGCCGCCGAGCUCGUCGCGCAGGUCGAGGAGCGGCGGCAAGACGGCGGAGGGGCGACCGAUGAUCAUGCGUCGCGGCACAUCGCGUUCCUGAAGCAGACGGUCGGCGAGCUGCUCGCGGUGUCGGCGGAGCGGAUCCGGCGCGGCGAGACGAACGUCAAGAGCCACAUGUUCCUUGCCAUGGUGCUGGCGCAGGUGGAGGCUACGGAGGCGGGGUGCGAGAUGGAGAGGGCGGUUACGCGCAGCGCGAGGGAGAGCUUGGAGUUUUGCCACGGGUUGCUCCGUGAGCAGCUUGGUGGUGAUGCUGAGAUGGGUGUGCCUGAUGCGGGUGGUGGACUCACGCCGUUGACGGUGGGGUUUGAUGAGGAGGCGCAGGGCUUUGGGUGGGAGUUGGACUUGGAUCUGUUUUGGCCGGAUGGAGGAUUCGAGUAG
This is a messenger RNA of Hypoxylon fragiforme, 2280 nucleotides long. RefSeq lists its product as uncharacterized. Gene Ontology annotation, molecular function: zinc ion binding; DNA-binding transcription activator activity, RNA polymerase II-specific; RNA polymerase II cis-regulatory region sequence-specific DNA binding. Gene Ontology annotation, biological process: regulation of transcription by RNA polymerase II; DNA-templated transcription. Gene Ontology annotation, cellular component: nucleus. Lineage: Eukaryota; Fungi; Ascomycota; Sordariomycetes; Xylariales; Hypoxylaceae. The transcript is spliced from 2 exons. Bases 1 to 2280 code for a protein of 759 amino acids. The record is from RefSeq and is a predicted model, not a curated record.